AAAAUCUCACAGUUUAUAGCGAGAGAACGCAACGUUCUGAAAUUGAAAAACGAAGAGGAGAAUUAGGGUUUUGAAUCGGGAGGGAAAAUUCUGAAACCCUUAAAUUCACAAUUUCACAUUCUGAAUCGGAACUCUUCACUUCAAUUCGCCACCACCACCAGAUAUUGACUCUAUUUGCUGAAAUAUAUAAUAUAAUAAUAUGAGCACCACAGCGCAAAGAACUCCAAGGUCUGGUAGACAGUCACUAUUUUUUCAGGAUUUAGCAUCCCCUGUUAAUGCCCGCCGGGGAAAGUUUUCCAGUCCAGGCCAGUCAGGAGCAUCUUCUUCUCUAUGGCGUGAAAACUUUGGUAAUUCGGACCUUCCUCCGCCUCCUUUUUUCACCUUGGAAGACAGAUCAGACUUUUCUCCAGAAUCAGGCAUACUGGAUUACCAAAUGUCUCCUGAGACUAAGUCGGACCAUAAAACUCCCAUCCAAACUCCAAAUAGAGAAUUUUCGACUCCAGCGAAAGGCAAGUCCGAAGCCAGCACAUCUUAUGCUUUAAGAGGGGUGCAGCAAAACCAACAAGGCUCGCUUAGUUUGAAUUGGUGGUCGUCACCUGCAAAGAGUGGUGGUGAACAAGAGGAGAAAGGAAGGGGUUCUCCAGUCGAGGGUGUGGUUCAGCCUGGUGCAUUGAUUACUCUUCCUCCACCACCAGAAGUGGCAAGGCCUGAAGUCCAGCGAAAUUCCUUACCUGCAGGAAAUCUUAACGAGGAAGAAUGGGUAACAGUAUAUGGAUUUUCUCCAAAUGAUACUAAUUUGGUUUUAAGGGAGUUUGAAAAAUGUGGUGAAAUUUUGAAACAUGUUCCUGGCCCUAGAGAUGCUAACUGGAUGCACAUUUUGUAUCAGAAUCGAUCUGCUGCACAAAAUGCUCUCAACAAGAAUGGAAUACAAAUUAAUGGAGUCCUAAUUAUUGGUGUGAAACCCUUGGAUCCCAUGCAACGUCAAGCUUUGACCGAAAGGCUUAACAAUCAAGGAUUUAUGCCCCUACCUCUACCCACUGCUAGGAACUCAGAAGUAAGCACAUCAAGAGCUCCUUCUCGGCCAUAUUAUCUGCAGAAUGGCAAUGCAACUACAAGGCAGACUGGAGGUACCAUUGCUUCCCCAACAAAAUCCUUUGCAUCCAAGAUCAUGGACUUGAUGUUUGCAGUCUAGAUUAUCUGUUUUGGUGAAUCAAACUGUAACAUCCUGCUUUAUUAUAAGCAAUAUUUUACUCAGUUAUUCAUACCAUCUGAAGAGGUUCGGCCUUUAGUGUUCAUUGGAUUUGAGCUGGAAUAUUUACUCUUUUGAUUGAAUCUUAUGGUAUCUUAAUUCUUAACACUGCAAUCUUAUGAAUGGCUAUGAUCAGUACUUGGUGGUCACAUGUUUUGAGAAAUGGGAUCAUAAUAUAUGGAUACAGGUUGAUCAAUGUUUAUGUAAAAUUUGCUCAUUGUGCAGACACUUAAGAGUGUAAUGUUUAUUUGUUUGAGUGAUGCAAUUCAUCUCACUUGGAUUUUUGUUUUUGUUUAGAUGACUGGUCAGCCAAUCCCCUAAAACACGGGCUUUACCAAAAGCAUCCGGUAGUGCAUUUUGACAGAUUUGAACAUCCCCUAAGGGGACAAUUUGAGAAAUCACCUUUUGUUUAUGCA
Molecule: messenger RNA, 1665 nt
Organism: Medicago truncatula (barrel medic)
Lineage: Eukaryota; Viridiplantae; Streptophyta; Magnoliopsida; Fabales; Fabaceae
Product: nuclear pore complex protein NUP35
Exons: 4
Coding region: 200-1192 (330 amino acids)
Biological process (GO): NLS-bearing protein import into nucleus; nuclear pore organization
Cellular component (GO): nuclear membrane; nuclear pore nuclear basket; nuclear pore central transport channel
Molecular function (GO): structural constituent of nuclear pore; nucleic acid binding; phospholipid binding
Source: RefSeq, a predicted model, not a curated record